AUGUAUGUUACAAGGCAUCUCUCGGAAGACCAGAGAAACUCGUCGUACUUUACACAAUCGUUGCCAGAAGGUCCAAACUCAGGCGUACUUGUGAUUCAAGAUGAAGAGUCAAAGCCUACUUGUUGCUUCGGAUCUUGCUACGCUGGUGAACUCAAAGGCUUACCGUUUCCACAGAACGCAAAGCUGACUGUGACUUUCAAAACCCAAAAUGGAAGUAUACUUGACCCGGUUCUGUUCAUUCCGGUUCCUGGACAGGCUCUAUUUGUGAACCGUUAUUAUGUCGUUAAACAAAGCGGGAAGCACUCAGGAGGAGCCUCGGCAAGUGCAAAAGAAGAAGACAGAGUCCCCUGCUGCUUUUGCUUUAGCAAAGUUCCUGAAGCUAGGCCACAAGAAGUAGAUCCUUAUGACAUAUACCAACAAUUCGAGAUCCGUCAACGCCGAUCAUCAUCUGGUUAUUACACAGCCACAUCCGUUGCUCCCAAUGGGAUACCACCUGCGUUCCUUAAGAGAAAGUAUUGGUCCGUUGGGUACUCGAACUCUCAAGACUUUGGUUUGAUAGAUGAUGCAAAGGGAAUCAACGCUAAGCUUCGCUCUGAGCUUCCCAAAGAUGUGAAUACAAGCGUUGUGGUAGGCAAAUGGUAUGUCCCUUUCAUAUUCGUGAGAGACGGAGAGGCAAAAGAUCAGAUUCAAAACUCGACUUAUUACAGUAUGAGUCUUAAACAAAGAUGGGAAGAGGUUUACUCAUGCGACAACAACGAAGAAGAAAGUGAGGUCGUGGUUGAUGUCGAAGUGGAAACAGAAGUGGUGAAGCUUGGGGGAGAAGUAACCAAACUGAGGGCGACAAGAACUGAUGUUGUUUGGUAUGGUGUCUUAAGGGAUGAGAGAAAAGACAAGAAGAUAGGUCUUGGGUUAGUGGUCGUGGAGAGGAUUAAGUGGGAAGAGGAGAGGUUUGGUUGGUUGAAUAAAGGCGAUGAAGUAAGUUCCAGCGUUAAGAGAACAGAGAGAUUUGAAGGCGGUUCAUCACACUGGAAGAGUUAUAAAUGCUACGUACUGGUAGAGAGCUUUGAGCUAAAGAGAAGGGAUGGGAGUUUGGUGUUGACAUAUGAGUUUAGACAUGUUGAUAAGUUGAAGAGCAAGUGGAUGUAUGUUACAAGGCAUCUCUCGGAAUACCAGAAAAACUCUUCAAAUUUGUCACAAUUGUUGCCGGAAGGUCCAAACUCAGGUGUACUUGUGAUUCAAGAUGAAGAGUCAAAGCCGACUUGUUGCUUCGGAUCUUGCUACGAUGGUGAGCUCAAAGGCUUACCGUUCCCACAGAACGCAAAGCUGACUGUGACUUACAGAACCGGAGGUGGUAAUAACAGGCGCAGUUACCAUGACCCUGUUCUGUUCAUUCCGGUUCCUGGACAGCCUUUAUCUUUGAACCGUUAUUAUGUCAUUAAACGACGUGGGAAACACUCAGGAGAAGCUACGGCAAGUGCAAAAGAAGAAGACAGAGUUCCCUGCUGCUUUUGCUUUAGCUACGUUCCUGAAGCUAAACCGCAAGAAGCAGAUCCUUAUGACAUAUACCAACAAUUCGAGAUCCGUCAACGCCGAUCAUCGUCUGGUUAUUACACAGCCACUUCUGUUGCUCCUAAUGGGAUACCACCAUUGUUCCUGAAGAGAAAGUAUUGGACCGUUGGGUACUCCAACUCUCACGACUUUGGUUUGACAGAUGAUGCAAAGGGAAUCAACGCUGAGCUUCGUUCCGAGCUUCCCAAAGAUGUGGAUGCAAGCGUUGUGGUAGGAAAAUGGUAUGUCCCUUUCAUAUUUGUGAAAGAAAGAGACGCAAAAGAUCAGAUGAAAAACUCGACUUAUUACAGUAUGACUCUUAAACAAAGAUGGGAAGAGGUUUUCUCAUGCGACAACGACGAAGCAAGUGAGGUUGUGGUUGAUGUUGAUGUAGAUACAGAAGUGGUGAAGCUUGGCGGAGAAGUAACCAAUCUGAGAGAGACAAGAACUGAUGGAGCUGUUUGGUUUACUGAGGGACAAGACAAGAAGAUAGGUCUUGGGUCAGUGGUCGUGGAGAGGAUUAAGUGGGAAGAGGAGAGUUUUGGUUGGUUAAAUAAAGGCGAUGAAGUAAGGUCUAGCAUUAAGAGAACAGAGAGAUUCGAAGAAGGUUCAUCAAAAUGGAAGAGUUAUAAAUGCUAUGUAUUGGUAGAGAGCUUUGAAUUAAAGAGAACUGAUGGGAGUUUGGUGUUGACAUAUGAGUUUAGACAUGUUGAUAAGUUGAAAAGCAAGUGGGUUUGA
Molecule: messenger RNA, 2286 nt
Organism: Eruca vesicaria subsp. sativa (arugula)
Lineage: Eukaryota; Viridiplantae; Streptophyta; Magnoliopsida; Brassicales; Brassicaceae
Source: the annotation of a GenBank genome assembly